AUGAAAUAGGUUAAAAAUAGCAAGAAAAUAAAUAAGCAAUAGAAAAAGGUAAAAAAUUAGAAAUAACAACUACAAAAGGCAUCUCAACCAUUAGUAGACAAUAACAUUUGUUAGAGUGAAGAGGAUUAAAGUGCAAUAGAAAACUAUGAAGUGUCCUUUUUGGAUCCAGAAGAUGAAGAUUAUGAUAAUGUUUGUGAUUAAGGAUUGGAAAUACAAGAAUACGAUGACCAUAAAGGUGCAAUAGGACAUUUCAAUAUUGCAAUUACCAUAGAUCCAAAUUAAACUUACGCUUAUUAUUUAAAAAGUGUUUCACUAGAAAAAUUAAAUUUUUUAGAGAAAGCUUUGGUCCAUGUUAAUAAAGCAUUAGCAAUUGACCCUUAAGAUGAAGAUUCACUAAAAUUAAAAAGUGAAAUAUUAGAAAAACUGAAUUACUAAGGGAAAGGUUUAAAAGAGAAAGCAAAAUUAUCAGCUAAAAUACUAAAAAAGGGGCUUGAUUUCAUGCAUAAAGAUCAAUUCCAAGAAGCAAUAAAAUAAUUUGAUGAAUUGAUUAAAAUAAAUCCUCAUACUUUUUAAGCCUAUUUUGAAAAAGGAAAUGCAUUAUUUUAUUUAUUAGAUUUUGACUAGGCACUUUGGUGUGCUAAAAAAGCGAUUGAUAUUGACCCGAAUUCAGAUUCAGCAUAUAAUUUAUAAGGCGCUGCAUUAUCAGAAUAGGGUAAUACUGAUUAGGCAAUCAAUUCAUUUUAAAGAGCUAUAAAUAUAAACCCAAAAAAUUCGGAAGCGCAUUUUCAUUUGGGAUGUCUUUUAAAUUAAACUAAAAUCUUUGAUAAGGCAAACCAACAUAUGGAGAGAGCUCUUGAACUAAAUCCUGAUAGUCCUUUAUUUUAUCUUUAAAAAGGCAAUUUGCAAUAUUACUCUAGAUACGUUAUGAAAAGUCAAUUGAAUGUUAUAAGAAAGCACUGGCUUUAAAUCCUACAUAAGAUUUAUAAGAGAAGAUAAUUUUUAGAAAAGGUGAUGAAUUUAUAUCGUAUAAAUCAUUACGAGGAAUCAUUAAAGUGUUUUGAAAAUGUAAUUUAGAUAAAUCCUACUAAUGAUGAGGCCUACUUCAGAAUUGGGGUUGUAUUACAACAUCUGAACGGAUUUAAUAAAUCAUUAGAAUACUUUAAGAAGGCCUUAAGUUUAAAGCCUGAUAAUUAAGAAUACAAAGAUCACAUAAGUAUAUUUGAUAUUAAAAAAUAGAUUAUGUGUUAAUUUCGAUAAAAAAAAUUUUAAGAUGUAGAGCGCUAGAAGCUAACCUAAAAGCCAUAAAUUCAACCAAAAAAAUCAAAAAUAACGAAAGGAUUAAAAUAAAAGAUUAAGAAGAAUUCAAAAAGAUGA
Molecule: messenger RNA, 1374 nt
Organism: Paramecium tetraurelia
Lineage: Eukaryota; Ciliophora; Oligohymenophorea; Peniculida; Parameciidae
Exons: 11
Molecular function (GO): protein binding
Source: RefSeq, a predicted model, not a curated record